UUCCCAACAGCCACACAGCACGACCUGAGCGCACCAACCUCCAAUCAGAUCGAUCUGAGCGCACCAAUAGUCGAUCAGACGGAUCCACUUGGCCCAACAGUCAAUCUGGCCAAACGGGGUACCGUGACGGCCUAUCAGAUCGACCGGAGCACAGCAGCAGCAGCAAAUAUUACCAAUCCGAUCCCACAAACAAUCACUAAGGCUCACUCGAGCUCACCAACUGCCAAUAUAACCAUUAAGAACGCAUCGACAGUGAACCAAUCCUAUCCAGAUGAGUCAACGGUCAGUUCAGACCCAUCCGAGCACACUUCAGCGCAUUACCACACUUCAUCACCUCCACCCUUUUCACCACCAGCAGCAGCAGCAGUACCAGUCACCAACAGGAAUUAUUCUGAGGACGACGAAACUUCAAUACCUUCACCCUAUCCAUCAACGGUAAAUCCACCAACAGUCAGUCAAGUCGAAUCGAGCGCUCAAUCGUUCAGUGUGACCUGUCCGAGCGCAUCAAUGGUCAAGCAAACGGACCCAAGCGCAGAUACUGUCAACAGGACCUGUUUCAGUACGCCACCGCUCAAUCAGUUGGACCUUAGCGUACCAGCAGUCAAUGAGAUCCAUGUGAGCGCACCAACAGUCAAUCAGGACGACACGAGCAAACCAGCCGUCAAUAUAACCCUUGAGAGCGUAUCAGCGGUAAAGCAGACCUAUCCGCGGGCAUCAACGAUCAGCUCAGACCAAUCCGAGCGCAUCUUAGAACAUCGGCGCAGUUCAUCACCUCCAUCACGCUCAUCAAUCGUAGUUCCAGUAGCUGGCUGCAUUCAUACUCAGGGUGACGAAGCAUCACCAACUCCACCAAUGGUGAAUCUAUCAGCAGUCAACCAGACGGACCCGAGCGCACCAACAGUCAAUAUGACCCAUUCGAGUGAACCAGCACUAAGUCACGCCCUUCCAAGUUAG
Messenger RNA from Anisakis simplex (herring worm), 954 nucleotides. Lineage: Eukaryota; Metazoa; Nematoda; Chromadorea; Rhabditida; Anisakidae. The record is from the annotation of a GenBank genome assembly.